This is a messenger RNA of Pristis pectinata (smalltooth sawfish), 2575 nucleotides long. RefSeq lists its product as uncharacterized. The coding region runs from base 1 to 738 and encodes 245 amino acids. The transcript is spliced from 4 exons. Lineage: Eukaryota; Metazoa; Chordata; Chondrichthyes; Rhinopristiformes; Pristidae. The record is from RefSeq and is a predicted model, not a curated record.
AUGGCGCCGCAGCGCUCCAGCCCGCCUUUUUAUAGCCAGCGCUUCCCGGCGGCCGCCGCUGAUUGGCCGAGCGCGGCAGACGGCCCGCCCGUCCAUCACACGCCGCGCACGACCAUUGGCCGCGAAAUGUCAUGUGAGCGCGGGGCCCGGGGCGCAGCGGGCCGGGAUUGGAAAGCGCCACCGAGUCACGCGGCCGGCCCGGUGGCGGGGGCGGGUUUGAAAUCCUGCUCCGGCUUCCAUUUCCUAACGGCCGCCGCUCCGCCAGCUCGACGGCUAAUUGGCUACCGCCGGUCACAUGACCCCGCAGCCUCCCCUCGCCGACAAUUCGCCCCCCGAAAUCAAACCCUUUCCUCACCUUCUGGCCUGCGGCCGCGCUGCCGGCGCCUCGGCCGCGUUCUCUCCCGUCCCCUGCGUCGUGCCCGGGUCCGGGAGCUCGUUUUUAACCGCCUUUUUUCCUCCAUUUUCCGCAAAAUGUUAACAAAGAAAAUCUCCGGCUACGUCAGCGCUCGCCCCGCAGGCGACCGCCCAUUGGCCGCCUCCGAUCACGUGACGCGCACUCGGCGUUUAAACACUUUUUUCUUCAUCCCCGUCGGCUUUUUUCCGGCUUUCUUCCCUCAAAAUGCAAGAGUAACAUCGCAAUGCAUCGACUCCCACAGAACAACUGGAAGACUACGGAUUAAAACCAAAGGAGAAGAGAUUGACCAUAUCAGGCCAGUCAGGUGCUGCUCGACCCACUGAGCUCCUCCAACAGUUUGUGUGUUGCUCCAGAUUCCAGCCUCUGCGGUCUCUUGUGUCUCUCUGGUUUAUUAGCUUGUAGCCUCCUGCACUGUAACAAGGAGGGCCACCGUAAUCUUGACGAACAGCACCUCAUCUUCUGUCUUGGCACGUUGCAGCGUUCCGGAGUCGAUAUUGGAAUUCUCCCACUGUGGGUAACUCGCUCUUUCUGCCUGUUUGUAUCAGAUCCGGCAAUCUCCGCCUGUCAUCCAUCUGUGAUUAUGACUCCAUUUUCCUCUCUCCAUUCUUACAGCCUGACCUGUUCGGCUUGUCUGACAGCUCUAUUAUUAGCAGCAAAUAACACAGACAAAGAAGUGCGAUCACCAUCUAACUGCCCCGUUUGAUCUGGUCUCACCCUAUCGCAGGUAUCAUGGUCAUAGAGUCAUCGGCAUGGAAGCAGGGUCUGUCCAGACCCCAAUUACACUAAUCCCACCUUUUAUCUCCCCACAUUUCCACUAAUUUCCCUCAGAUUCUACACAAGAGGGGCAAUUUACAACAGACAAAUAACCCUCUCUGGAAUGUGGGAGAAAAUGGGAGCACACUGGGGUGGGAGGUGGAAAACCCACCCUGUUACAGGAAGAACGAGAAGUGUGGGAAGUCGUAUACAACAUGGCAACAGGCCCUUUGGCUGACUGAGGCCAUGCCGACCAUCAGGCACCCAUUUACACUAAUCCUACAUUAAUCCCUGGUUUUAUUUUCUCCAAGCUGCACACCGACAGCACCUGAGGUCAGGAUCGAACUGCUUAAUUCAUCCAUUCCUUAUGUCACCUUUCUCCAACAACUCCUUGUAACUUGGGGGGGUGGUGAAGACAGACACUCUCUCAGCAUUUAAGAAGUCUUUUACACGAGCACUUGAAUCGCCAAGGCAGAGAAGGCUGCAGUAAAUGGGAUUAGUGUAGAUGGGGACAAUGGUUGGCAUGGACAAGAUGGGCUGAAUGGCCUGAUCCUGUGCUAUUUGACUAUAUGACUUUAUGACUGAAGAUUAGAUAAGAACAACAAAACAGAAGAGCUGGUCAUUGACUUCAGGAAAGGGGGCGGUGUACAUGCACCUGUCUACAUCAGUGGUGCUGAGGUCAAGAGGGUUGAGAGCUUCAAGUUCCUGGGAGUGAACAUCACCAACUGCCUGUCCUGGUCAAAUCAUGCAGAUGGCACAGCCAAGAAAGUUCACCAGCGCCUCUACUUCCUCAGGAGGCUAAAGAAAUUUGGUUUGUCCCCUUUGACUCUCACCAACUUUUACCAAUGCACCACAGAAAGCAUCCUAUCUGGAUGUAUCACAGCUUGGUACGGCAACUGCUCUGCCCAGUACCGCAAGAAGCUGCAGAGAGUUGUGGACACAGCCCAGUGCAUCACGGACACCAGCCUCCCCUCCUUGGACUCUGUCUUUACCUCUCGUUGUCUUGGUGAAGCAGCCAGCAUAAUCAAAGACCCCACCCACCCGGGACAUUCUCUCUUCUCUCCUCUUCCAUUUCAGGUAGAAGAUAUGGGAACCUGAGGGCAUGUACCACCAGGCUCAAGGACAGCUUCUAUCCCACUGUGAUAAGACUGUUGAAUGGUUCCCUUAUACAAUGAGAUGGACUAUGAUCUUACGAUCUACCUUGUUGUGACCUUGCACCUUAUUGCACUGCACUUUCUCUGUAGCUGUGACACUGUACUGUUAUUGUUUUUGCCUGUACUACGUUAAUGCACUCUGUACUAAUUCAAUGUAACUGCACUGUGUAACGAAUUGACCUGUACGAUCGGUAUGCAAGACAAGUUUUUCACUGUACCUUGGUACAAGUGACAAUAAUAAACCAAUACCAAU